GAUACCCUUCCUGCUGUUCACCAUAAUAGUUACCAUGCCAUGUGUCUACCUGGAGAUGGUCAUUGGUCAGUAUUCACAGAGUGGACCUAUCAACGUUUGGCAUCUGUGUCCGCCUUUCAAAGGUAUUGGUUUAGGUGGCGUCAUAUAUUCGUGGUUGUAUUCCACCUACUUCAGCGUCAUUUUCUGCUGGUUCAUGUUCUACCUCUACCAUUCCUUCUCCGACAACUUUCCUUGGAACAACUGUGACAACCACUGGAACACCAUUGCGUGCACAUCCUAUAAUUUAGAAAACACCACAGGGAAUAACAGCACCAGUUACCCAACUCGUGAUGAUAACGUUGGGAACGUUUCUUCAGAUUCUGGUGGAAUUCACGAUCACCUGUCCGGUGCUGAAGAAUUCUGGAGAUUCCAGGUGUUGCAAGUGACCGAUGGUCUGGAGCAUCUGGGUGGCAUCAGGUGGCCUCUGGCUGGGUGUCUGGCCAUCACAAUGGGACUUCUGUUUCUGUGGGUUUCUCAAGAAAUAAAAGUUACCGGGAAGCUUGUGUAUGUCACCGUGGCUAUUCCCUACAUCCUUACCUUCAUCUUCCUCAUCCGUGGCUGUCUACUACCAGGAUCCGCAGAUGGGAUUUAUUUCUACAUCAACCCCAAUUUUGAAAGGCUAAAGAACCAAGGGUAUGGAUCGAGGCUCUUGGUUAUAGCCUGUAUUCUCUAGGUGUGUCUACUGGGUGUAUUGUCACAAUGGCUGGCCACAACAUCAUAAACAACCGCUGUCUCAAGGAUGCAAUAGUGACUUGCCUGGUAGAUGCAUUGAGCGGCGUAUUCAUUGGCUUCGCCUGUUUCGCCAUCAUUGGUCACAUUGCCAAUCUACAAGGACUGUCUGUGGAGGAUUUCCAAUCAUCAGGAUUCAACCUUGCAUUCAUCGUGUACCCUGAUUUCUUGGCCUCGCUUCCCUUACCGCAGCUAUGGUUGGUGUUGACGUUCGUUACGUUGAUGGCACUCGCAAUAGAUACAUUGGUGCCAGGAAUUGAUAUAAUAGUGACAGCACUGGGAGACCAGUUCCCUCUACUGAGAAGACGACGUUGGUGUACAAUCUCUGUUGUUCUUUCUACAGUGCUGCUGUUCGCCCUCUUAUAUAUCUCUCAGGGAGGGAUAUACGUGUUGACACUGGUGGACUGGUUUGCUUACUUCCCUGCCUUAGCACUCUAUGCCUUUCUGGAGUGCAUCGUUCUGGGAUGGUGUUAUGGCACAAAGAGGCUGGAGGAAGAUGUCAGUAUGCUGUGGGGGGAGAAGAUACCUGGCUUCAUGCAUGUAUGCAUUCGGAUCGUGUGCCCUGUUCUUAUUCUGGUGAUAAUUGCCUAUUCCGGGUAUUCAUACCGACCGCCCAAGUAUGGGGACUACAUCUUCCCAGCCUGGGCCAAUGUAGUCGGUUGGAUGAUAUCACUUGUAGCAGUCCUGCCUUUCCCCGCAGUCUUCAUCUGGAUAGUUGUCAACACACGUGGGACUUCAGUAAAAGAGGUAUUUUCAAAGAAUAAGCAACAACCUACAAGAAAGUGUGCAUUUUAUACCAGACGAAUGAAUAAUGUUCUCCUAAACUUUGUCUAGG
Molecule: messenger RNA, 1603 nt
Organism: Haliotis rubra (blacklip abalone)
Lineage: Eukaryota; Metazoa; Mollusca; Gastropoda; Lepetellida; Haliotidae
Product: sodium-dependent noradrenaline transporter-like
Exons: 11
Coding region: 739-1602 (287 amino acids)
Biological process (GO): sodium ion transmembrane transport
Cellular component (GO): membrane
Source: RefSeq, a predicted model, not a curated record